Hypanus sabinus (Atlantic stingray) is the source of this 1891-nucleotide messenger RNA. Its product is annotated as WD repeat-containing protein 38-like. Bases 255 to 1166 code for a protein of 303 amino acids. Gene Ontology annotation, molecular function: protein binding. The transcript is spliced from 11 exons. NCBI's taxonomy places the organism in Eukaryota, Metazoa, Chordata, Chondrichthyes, Myliobatiformes, Dasyatidae. The record is from RefSeq and is a predicted model, not a curated record.
CAGGAUUCUAUCAUCCCCUAGCAUCCUCCUGAUAGCUGCAGCAAGAGGUGAUGUACGUCAAGGUUUUCCCGAUCCUGUGCAGUGGAGCUUUCAGACGGACGAACGCCAGUAGGUUCAGAGUAGCAACCGAAGCUGCUUGGAAUCACCGUCCCAACGACCCCGUGCUCUACAGCAGCAACGCACCUGACAAACUCUGCCACUGCUUGACUGCCUGCGGUGAAACUACAGAGUGGUAGGGAAAGAGCCAGCCGACCAUGUGGAAGUCACUGGCCUCCUACUUCACCGAGAUCUCAGCAAAACGAUUUCCCACACAUGCAGUGGUGAAUCACUGCUCCACCUCUCACAGUGGGCACCUCCUAAUAACCGGUUCCAAUGAUGGUAACGUUUGUGUCUGGGACAUUGGAAGUGGAAAAUGUCAAGUUAAAGCAAAAGGGCACAAAGGCCCAGUGAAGGUUUGUGUUUUCUCUGCUGACUCCACCCUCUUCGCCAGUGGGUCGGCCGAUUGUACGGUCAGGGUGUGGGACACAGUAAAGGCUCAUUGUCUGCACGUUCUCCAAGUGCACACUAAGAGCGUGGAGACCAUCUGCUUCAGCAAGGAUUCGAAGCUUCUCGCCUCUGGAAGUUACGACAAUAAAGCUGUUCUGUGGGAUCUGCAGUUGGGCCAAGUUGUGAAGAUCUUCUCAAAACAUCGGAACGUCAUCAAAGCCUGUGACUUUUCAAAGAACGGAGAAUACUUGGCCACCGGAUCCUGGGAUUCUACCGUCAUCGUGUGGAACAUACAAAGUCUGAAACGCAAAAGGACUCUGAAAGGUCAUACGAGAAACGUGAGCUGUGUGGCGUUUUCUGGCAUCGGGAUGCUGGCUUCAGGUUCCUGGGAUAAGACCGUCCGUGUGUGGGAUCCAAAGCGAGGGAGCCUGAUCUUUGUCCUGGAUAAGCACACUGGGCCAGUGACGGCCCUCUCAUUCUCCCUGGAUGCAAUUCUGCUUGUGACAGCAGCCCAGGACAGAAAGAUUCUUAUUUGGGACUGUGAAAAUGGAUCCUGUGCGAGAAUCCUUGAGGGGAAGCUGGACGUUGUCACCAGUUGCCAGUUUUCUCUUUUUGAGACGCUUCUAAUCGCAGGGACCUCUGACGAUAGUCUGCUAGCGACGAUGCCUACCAUCAGAUAAAAAGUUAGUUAGAAGCCCCCCCACCUCAGCUCUCAGACCGAAACCUGAUUCAGUUACAGGAGUAUUUCAACUGUUGGGCUUAAGUUGCAAGGUAACUGUGCUGGCAUCUAAAUUAAAUUGACACGAAUGUUUGUAAAAUUCAGACGCAAGGACAAUGAUUAAAAGACAUUUGGAGAGUAUUGAUUGCCUGCCUGGAUUAGAGAGUAUAAACUAUCAGGAGAGGCUGGAUGAAUUGGGUUGUUUUCUCUGGAGCGUAGUGCAGGAGGCUGAGGGGAGACUCAAUAUAAGCAGUAAGCUGACUCCAUGUUCUUGCCCACUGGUUCCUCUCUCCCUUCACCACCUGUAGCUCAUAACUACAUCUGUGCUAGGGGGAAUUACUAGAGAAUCGAGAGAUGCUGGAACCUGGAGCAAUAUGCAAACUACUGGAAAAACGUAGCAGGUCAGGCAGCAUCCAUGGAAGGACAUGGACAUUUAGGACCUCAACCCAGAAAGUUGAUUUCCAUUGUCCAUUGGGUUGCACGUUAUCAUAUUGGUCAGCACAACGCUUUACAGUACCAGCGACAUGGGUUCAACUCCCCCUGCUGUCUGUAAGCAGUUUGCACCUUCUCCCCGUGACCUUGUGGGUUUCCUCCAGGUGCUCCAGUUUCCUCCCACAGUCCAAAGACGUACCAGUUGGUGGGUUAAUUGCUCUUUGUAAAUUGUCCCGUGAUUAGGCUAGGGUUAAA